AACCUCGCUGUCGAGACACUACACAACGCACGUAUGCCAGACAAGAUGAUUUUCUUCUGACAUAAUGGAAGUGUGUGCGUCUACUUAGAUUAAAAAGUAAUUUCUCUCUAGAACGACAGAAAUGACGUGUCACGACAUUGUCAUACAACUGACAGUCAAGUACGAUCAGAUAACUGGAGAAGACCGUUUGCGGAUUUAAUUUGAACAAAAGUUAUCGCAAAAAUGGAGACGGAGUCUAGAAAACAGAAUUUGGACAGAAGUGCCGUGCAUCUCUUCGGAGACAGUGGCAUGACGAUCCUGCCAUGGACAAAGCAAAUUCUGUUUGUUUUGUGGGAGCAGCUGCGUUUCCUGGUUCAUCUGAUCUACUACAGCUUCAUGUCAGUCUUUCAGAUGUUCCGUCUGGAAGUCCAUUUGAGAAUCUCAGAGGAGACCGGACCGCACAUUCAGCACAUGAACACACCUGGCAAUCCAGCAGAAGGCUUCUUUCUGUCCUCCUUGUUUGACAAUAACAAAAGCGUGAUUGUCUCCGGCUCCAGCUCCUUAUCCAAGCUGAGCAGUGACUUGGCCGGUACCCACCCAGGGUCUCUGCUCUCCAGCCUGGUGUCGGACGAGCUCUGCUGCUCUCUUGUGGAUGACUUUGUGGCUCGGGCAGCCGAGGGGUUCUCCGACACAGAGGACCUCACCAUCGGCCAGCACGCCAGCUGGAAACUGGGCUGCCCUGGUGAGUGGAAUGUGUUUGUGGGAUCUGACCACAGCAGCGGCAGUAACAGCAGCAGCAGCGACCUCUUCUACAGGUCCACACACACAGAUAAAGUCUUCAGCUGGGAGAAUGAUGUAUCGGGGAGAAGUGAGACCUCUUGUGAUCCUUACACACCGCUGAGUUUCUCUGCCAGUAUCUUCAGCUACUCUCCUCGGGAGAGCGCAGAGCCAGCAGAGACCACCAGCAGCUGGGAGUUCAGAGUGGAGUCUUCGACUUCUGCGGAGGACAACCACGCGCCUUUCUGCCCUGCCUUCGGAGGGCGCUCUGACAGCGAGAGCAGCUGGGGGAGUUCGGACUGCUCCAGUGCGGACGGAGACCGCGAGGAGAGCGAGAAGCUGUGGGAUCUUUUCUCCUGCUCCUCAGACCCGUAUCACCCGCUUCACUUCACUGCCAGCGCCUCCAGCUCCAAGCCUGCCAAGAAGGAUGCCAGUGUAGCUCCCAGCGUAGCUCCCAGGCCUCCCAGUGUGAUCGAACCCCCCACAGAGCUCCCACCCUCUCCGACAGACACAGAAAGCAUCGGUCCUUCGUCCUUAUCUGAGGAGGAUGAGGAGGAGACCCUCUGGCAGUCGCUGUGUCACAAUGAUGACCCGUACCACCCUUUACAUUUCAGAGCCUGCAUCAGGAGCUCCAGUGCUGAUGCUAAGGCGAACCGCAGUGCUAGCGAUGCCGCCUCGCAGAACCCUGUCCAUGCCUGUUCAGGUUCCAGCUCCAUGUCGCCGGAUUCCUCUUGGGAGUUUAGUCCGAGUGCAUUCCAGACUCGGAGAAAGUCAAAGAAGCCACGGCUGCUCGGUAAGAGGCGAGCCAAGGGCCACUGCUGCACCACCUCUCCAGACAAACUUGUCUUUGUCCCCUGGAGGAGAAAGGUCAAAGGUGAAAUCGUAGAGGAGCAUGAAGAAGGUCAACCUGCUGUGAAGAAGGUUCAGUUCUCGCCCCGUGUUCAAGUUCACAAGAUGAGGGCUUGGUCAUUUGCCCUUCAGGCCUCUCGCAAAGGACAUUGGGAAGAGCUAGCCAGGGACAGGGAUCGCUUUCGUAGGAGAAUCCAGGACACAGAGCACGCCAUUGGCUACUGCCUGAGUCAAGCACACCGGGAGACGAUCCUUGACGGUCAAGAAAGCAUGGAAGGCAAACAUCAUGGAAGUAAACAGAACUUAACACAGUCAGUUUUCCUCUCGUGACUCAUUUUUGUUGAAUGUGAACUCAACCGCCCCACUGAGAUUGCAUGGCAGGGACUGACCUGCUACCAUUGCAACCUGUACCUCACCACUGCACUCAAGGCAAAGGGCCAUUGCACUGACUUUUGUUGUUGUAAAAUCACAGUUAAUUGAAUGUAUUUUCAUUUGCCUUAUAGACCUAGCAAUGUAUGUUCCGUAUACCUCAAUGAAUGUUUCUUUAGCCAUAUAUUGAUACUGAUACCCAGAACCUCUGUUGAGAAAUUAUGUUUAUUCAUGGAAGGGGAGGUCUGAAACCUCCCCUAGAGCGACAUUUGGAGUAGUUCCUGAUUCUACCAAAAUACUGAAACAUACAUGCUGAACAGGAAAUGUUCAAACGUUAAAAAAAACAUUUCCUUAAUGAAGGACAGCAUUGUUUUAAAAUGCCUGUUAAAAUAAAAUACUUUUUUUGAAGGUAGUCUAGAUUAAGGGAAGGGUCAGUUCUUCAACACCACACAUACUGUAGUUAGAGACACUCCCUCCAGCUGACUCACUUUAGGAAAAGCAAACAUUUGAUUACGGGGGCCAUUCAAAUUACGUGUAUGUCCCACACUGGACCUCACUUUAUUACAAUAGGAAAGCCUGGUGGGACUCAUGUUUACUGAGGUAACUGCCUGUCACCAAAAGCUGGAUUGUGAAUCGAAUCUGUUAAUUAGUCAAUAAAGGUUGUUUUG
Sardina pilchardus (European sardine) is the source of this 2642-nucleotide messenger RNA. RefSeq names its product protein phosphatase 1, regulatory subunit 15B. Gene Ontology annotation, cellular component: endoplasmic reticulum; protein phosphatase type 1 complex. Gene Ontology annotation, biological process: response to endoplasmic reticulum stress. The record is from RefSeq and is a predicted model, not a curated record. Bases 223 to 1935 code for a protein of 570 amino acids. Gene Ontology annotation, molecular function: protein phosphatase regulator activity. Lineage: Eukaryota; Metazoa; Chordata; Actinopteri; Clupeiformes; Clupeidae. The transcript has 3 exons.